UCCUCGCGCUUUUUGUUGUUUUGAUUUAUUUUGCUUUUAAUUUGAUUUGUUUGAAUUAAAAAGCAGAAUCUUCCGCCAUGUCGAACCAACGGAAGGACAUGUGGAAGCUGCUGUACAACCAUGUCAAUCGCAACGGUGCCAAUUUGGCCCAGGUGUACACGGUGAUCGAGGAUAUACUGUGCCAGGAGCCGAGCCUCAUCAGUUGCUCGCUGGUCCGAGAGCUGAACAACAAAUUCCAGGACACCUUCCUCCUGUGGCUGCUCAACAAGCUGGCCAGGUGCCUCAGCGAGGCUGCGGAUGGAAGUCAGUGCAUCAAUCUGCAAAGGAAAAUCCUUAGCUCCUGCUGCUCCAAUCAUCCCAAGCUAUUCCAGCGCCUGGUCCUGGCCUACAUCGAGGCUCUGGAUAAGCUGCACCUACAACUAAGUCGCGUGGAUAAAAAACACAGCCUGUGCCUGGCCAUUUUCAAAUGCGAUGUGGCCUGCCUCCAGGAAUUUGAUCCACUCUGCGCCUUCGAAGAUGUCCAUUUGCCGCUGGCGAGGGCCGAUUCGUAUGCCAAGAGUCUGCUGCUGGUGCUCCAGCAUGCCCAACUCAUUGGCCAUUCGACGCACUCAGGCAUCUUCUCGGGCAGCCUGCGACAGGCCCUGCACAUCCUCAAGGAGUGCGACAUGGAGGCCAAGCUGGUGAGCUUGAACUACUGUCACAGAGUGCUGCAAUCCCAGUCGCCAACAGAUCCGGAUGUCUGCCAUUAUGCCCAGCUUACACUUGAAGCUUUGACUAUAAUGUGGCCCUUGGUGGCCAAGUGGCUGGAGGUGGGCUGUAUGACGCGGGAGGAGCUCAAGCAGCUGAAGGUUAUAACGAGGCAACUGCUGGGUGUUUUAAGGGAACAUCUAAGAGAUCAGGAAGCCCUGCAACUGGGUUAUCUCCUCUUGAAUGAGCUACUCAGCUUGCCGGCUAACCUGGAAGUGGAGGAGCUGCUGGAGGCAGCCAGUAACUAUAUGCAAGGCCAGCUAAACCUAGGGACAGCCUCGCUAGAGCAACUGGAGCACCUGCAUCAGCUGGUGAUGAGUCAUUGGCGCUUGCAUCCUGAACAUUUACUGCCACUAAUGGCCUUGCUCUGCCUCAAGCAUCAGGGCAUAAGGGCAGGAACAGUGCAGAUCCUGAUCCAGGAGGGUCUUUUAUCCUCAAAUCCUGAGAAGCCCAAAGAGCUACAUUUAAUGGUGGCCAUUUUGCGGGCUCUGAAGCAGCUGGAGCAGCUCAUCUUAAACCAAAGCCAAAGGAAGCUAGCGGAAGAAGAAGCUACCCGACUAACUCCAGCUGUGUUGGCCAAGUUGCCGCUGCAGUGUGACCUGCCCCAGGUGAAGGACAUCAACUGGAACAGCCUGGCCAUGAAGUUGCUAGAGCAGCAGGCCAAAUUAUCUCCCACCGAAAUGGAAAUCUUCUCGCUUUUGAUGCAAAUCUCGAGCAUUCGUCAGGCCUUGAAGUCGCCCACGCAACAUCAAAUGCUGAGCCUCCUCCAAAGUCGCGUGGCCUUGCCCUUGGGUCGCUUGGAGCUGGAUCAACUGUGUGCCAUACGCCUGGAGGCCACUCCCUCGAGUGCCCACACCCAGUUGCAAUCCUUCUAUGCCCAGCAUUACACGAGUCUCUUGGAGCAAGAAGCCUUCUUUGACCACCUGCCCCAGCUGUACAUAGCGGGCUACAUCAAGCAGGAGCAACUGGUCAAGGUUUUGCCGGGUAUAAAAGGUCACAAGGAGCGGAACCAAGUCCUACGCCUUUUAGUUUGCUGCUCCUCCCACUUUGCCUUCAAAGUCAAAGAUCACAUUGAGUUGUAUUGCUCCAAGUGCAGAGCCUUGCCGGAAGGCCUUCCUCCGGGGAUUUACCUGGGCAAAUGCAAGCAGCAACCCGCCAAGUUGGAGUUCUCAUCUGUGACACUGGAGACCAUAGCCAGGGAUUUGCUGUUCCAGCCGGAUUUCUGCUUCAUUACCCGCCACCUGGAUAGGCUGAGCCUGGAGCCAAGUCUGGUUAUGCGGCUGCUUAAGGAGGAGGUCAAGGCUUUGGAGGUUGUCCAGGCCAAUACCUUCCGUCUCCUGGUGCCCGCCAUGCCCGAGUUGAUGCCACAAUUUGCCAGCUUUGUCUUGGAGACCAUUAAGGCCAUGCUGGCGAGGCCUUUGCCGGAGCAGAGCAUCACCUGGCAGCGAAAUAUUCUACGCAUCAUCAUAGCCUCUGCUGCAGAUCCCCACAUAGAGGAAAUCUGGCUGUUCCAUUGGUUCAAGAUGACCUUUUUCUUUCUGGUCAACACCCACUCGCUGGUGGCCCAAGAGGCUGUGCUGGCCGCCAGUGAGUUGUGUGCCAGCCAUGGCGUGCAGACCAUCAAUCUGUGGAACUGGUAUCGCCGAGAUGCUUUGGAUCUGACCAUACGCCUGGCCCUGGCUGCGUAUCUCACAGAGGGGGUGCGCUUCACCAGAUCGCUUAGAGCGCUCACCAAAAUGCUGGGCUUUUCGUGCGUCCAGGAGUUUACCUGCAAGUAUCAUCGUUUCCUCACUGCCAUGGUCUUGCCGCACUGCAUCCUGGAGCCGCGCUGCAAGGGUGUUUUGGUUUUGAUAGCCAAGCAGCUGCGCAAGCCCAUUGCCACAUUGUUCUCCACCUCCUUUCUGCGCAUCUACACCCAUGUCUACCUCACCGAGGAGCCGGAGCUGGCCAAUAGCUGCAUUGAGCUGGUGGUCAGCUGCACGCAGUCCAGCCUGCAGCAGCUCAUGAAUGCUGAUGUGAAGCAAACUGUGGCCGAACUGCUCAUCUACUUUAAUCGCAAUCCCACCUUUGUCAUGCGCUCCUUCCAGAGCCUGCUGCAGUUCACUGGCGGAGGAGGAAGUGUCCCCUCGGAGCUGUCCAGUCAGGCGGCCAAUGCCGAGUUUGCCACCUUCAUUGCCGAGCGUUUCCUAGGCGUCAUCACCUAUUUCGAGAGCUGCCUCAGUGAACCGACCUUUGAGAAGCCCCUCAAGGAGGAGACCCUGUACAGCCUGGGUCAGAUCAUGCGCUUCGUGGGUGCCCAGCAUGUGACCCAGUUUCGUUUCAAGAUCAUAGCCAUGCUUAGUUUCGUACACACCCUAAACGAGCCGCGUUUGCAGAGGAUUUGCCUGAAGAUUUGGCACAUCUUUUUGCAUGUGGUGAAUGUCCAGGAGCUGGGGCCAUCGCUGGGCAGGAUUGUGGCCACAUUGCAGCCGCUGCUGGCAGACAGCGAGAGUGUUUCGCAGGUGAAUGAUUUGUACGAGUUUGUGAUCUUGCGGAAUGCCUCCAUGCUGGGCAACUACAUAACGGAUUUGUACUUUCUGGAGAGGAUGGAGGAGGUGUCGCCGGCCAUAAGGAGAAGCAUACGCAGGCACACGGCGCAUUUGGUGUUGAGUGGGGAAGGAGGAGGAGGAGCAGGAGGAACAGGAGGAACAGGAUUAGCACCGGAACAGGAUGAAUCACCUGCCCAACUCCGCGAUCAGCUGCGCUUUCUCCACAAGCACAUUGUGGACGAGUGCCUCCAGGUGCGUAUCUAUGCCUUGCAGCAUCUCGGCGAGCUUUUUGGCCGCCGACGUAACCAGCUGAACCGCAUGAUCCUCAAUGAGCAGCCGCUGGAGCCCAUGCUGGAGCAGAUUGUAAACGUUUUGAUGACUGGCUGCCAGCACGAUGAUCGGCAACUCCAGAUGGCCUCGGCCAAGUGCCUGGGCGAACUGGGUGCCAUCGAUGCCAGCUAUUUGCCCUCCAACUAUAACUUUGCCAGCUCCAAGCCCAUGCCCCUCAGUGUUCUCUCCGAUGACUUUGCUGUGCUGGCCCUGACCGCCUUGUGUCGUGGCUAUCAGUUCCAGCAGAAGACCAAGCAUGUGGAUAGCUUCUCCUUGGCCAUACAGGAGACCCUGGCUGUUUGUGGAAUCUCUCCGAAGGAGCACAAGAAGGUGCAGUUGUGGCAAUCGCUGCCGGAAAGAAUGCGCCAGGUAAUGGAGCCCCUGCUCCACUCCUGCUACACCAGUUGCCAGCGGCCCAGCUCCCUCCUGCAGCAGCAACAGCAGCCGCUCUUUGGCAGUUACUACUACUACGAGGAGUGGGCCUUCCUCUGGGCAGCCCGACUCAUUGAUUACAUACAAACCUCGUCGGAUACGCGGCAUCUCCUGAACUCCUACAAGCCCUGCAUCAAGCGGGAUGGCAACAUGCUGAGCACCUUUUAUCCCUACAUCCUGCUGCAUGCCCUGCUGGAGUGCAGCGAAGAGCAGCGGAGGCUGAUACUCGAGGAGUUCAUGACCGUUUUGAGGGCCAACGAGAAGAGGAGUUCCAGUAACCAGCAGGAGCUGGGCGAGAUCAAGGAGAAUGCCUUCAAGCAGUUCGAGUCUAGGAAAUAUGGAGCGGGAACCAAGCAGCAGUUAACCAAACCCACGGGGGAAGGUGGAUCCUUCCAGGAGAGGAGUGCCGCCGAAGCCAGUCAUGUGCCCCGACUGGCCGGCAAGCUGUGCGCCGAACUCUUGGACUUUUUGCAGCGCUGGCUGAGGGAAUGGCAGCGCAUGCAUGGCAGGAGUACCAAUGGCAAGCCACCACAAACUAUAGAUAAAAACUACCGAAAGAUUCACGAGUUUCUGGCCGAGAUUCCCAAGCUAUUGGUCUCGCGGGCCAGCUACAAUUGCGGCGAGUAUGCCCGCGCCUUGAGCUACCUGGAAAGCUAUCUGGAGGAGGAGGAGGAGGACAAGCCCAGGCGCCUGUUGGAACAGUUUACCUUCCUCGUGGAAGUCUAUGGCUCCUUGAUGGACUCGGAUUCGGUGGAGGGUGCAGUGCAGGCUCGCAGCUACGACAGUGUAAGCGUGGCCCAGGAUAUUGUGGUGAAUCGUUUGGUGGAGCGGCAGCAGGACAUGAUCACCUGCUAUGAGCAGCUGCUCUCCAGCGGGGACCAGCUGCAGCCGGAGCAUAUCCAGGCCAUGAUUGAUGCGUAUUUGAGGGAUACUCCAAGGACAGCCCAGCUUAUAGCUGAAGGACUAUGGCAGCGUUUACCAGAGGAUCAGUACUCGGAGCAGUGCUUUGCCGAGUGCAAGUCGGAGCUGCUGUGGCGCCUGGGCAGCUACGAUGAGCUGGAGCAGCUGCCUCUAGAAGAGCUCAAGUCCAAUUGGCCUGCCCAGUGCUCUCAGGGUUGCCUGGCCUUGAGGAGACCCCUUACCACUCCCUCGCAAUUCGAAGGCUUGCUGGAUGGGAUGCGAGGUUCGGUGCUGGAGCAGCUGCGCAGCUGCUCGGCUGUCCAGCAGCAUUCCUAUGCCAAUGCCUAUGAUUCCGUGUUGAAGCUGCACUUGGUCCAUGAGCUGCAGUGCAGCCAGCAGCUGGUGGAGCAGCUGGAACAAGGUGAUACGGCUACGGAAGACCAGGAGAGGAUCAUGCUCAGGUACUUUGAGGACUGGCAGUACCGCUUGCAGAUCAUCCAGCCGCAGGUUCGCGUCCAAGAGCCCAUCUACAGCUUCCGCCGGAAUCUACUGGCUGAGCUCCAGCAAAGACUCUCCAGCCGGGAGCAUCUACUGCCCCAUCUCCAGACGGAGCUGGCCAGGCUUUGGCUGAACAGUGCCCAGAUCAAUAGGAAUGCUGGCCAGCUGCAGCGUGCCCAGCUGUAUAUACUCAAGGCGGGGGACUACAAGCCUCCGGGUUUGUUUAUUGAGAGAGCCAAACUCCUCUGGCAGAAGGGGGACCAGGUGAUGGCCAUCAACUACCUGGAGGAGCAGCUAACCAGCAUGCGUCUGGCCUGCCAGGGUAAUGUCAAGGCCAUGCCGGAGGAUCAGCGACACUUGUACUUCCAGGGCAAGUACCUGCAGGCUGUCUACAAUGCUGAAUCCAUGCACCUGUGCGCCGACGUGGUGCUCCGCCAGUUUGAGGAUGCCAUUGCCGUGCACAAGCAGUCCGAGAGCUGUCAUGUGCAGCUGGCGCAGUUUCUGGAAAAGAUGCGCGAGGCCAAGCUGGGCAAGGUGUCCUCCACAUCCCACGAAUCCGAUGACAUGCUCAUCCAAAUCCUCUUCAACUACGCCCGCUCCCUGAGGUAUGGCAGCCAGCAUGUCUACCAGUCGAUGCCGCGGGUGAUCAGCCUGUGGCUGGACACGGCGGAAAAUUCGCCCAAUGAGGUCCAGCAGGUGCGCAAGAUGAACGAUCUGCUGAGCAAUUGCUGCACUGUCCUGCCCACCUCUGUCUUCUACACGGUCUACUCCCAGAUGCUGAGUCGCUUGUGUCAUCCCCAUGCCGAGGCCUUUGCUGUUUUGCGCAAUGUGAUUGUGCGUCUGGUGGAGGAGUAUCCGCAGCAGUCCUUGUGGAUGCUUCUGCCCCACUUCAAGUCGGCCACCGCCAACAGGAUCAAGCGUUGCAAGCUGGUGCUCACCGAUCGGAGGCUCCAGAAUGCUACCUUUCAGAAGCUCCUCAGCGACUUUAACUCCCUCACCGAGCGCCUGAUGGAGCUGACCAACAAGGAGGUGGCCCUGGAUCGCACCUACAAGCUGAGCGACCUGGAUAGACGCCUCACCAAGCUCUGCAAUCAGGCGGAUUUCUCGAAUAUCCUGUUGCCCUUUGAGAAGUAUAUGCAGCCCACUUUGCCGCUGAGUUCCGAGGCCACAUCUCUGUCACCUCUGGCCGGGCACAACUCCAGCUCCAGCUCCACUGGCAACUGGUUUCCCUACCAGCAAAUCUACAUCAGUGGCUUCCAGGAAUCGGUGUUGAUUCUGCGCUCGGCGGCCAAGCCCAAGAAGCUAACCAUUCGCUGCAGCGAUGGCCAGGAUUAUGAUGUACUGGUGAAGCCCAAGGAUGACCUGCGUCGCGAUGCCCGUCUGAUGGAGUUCAAUGGCCUGGUGAAGCGGUAUUUGCAUCAGUCAGCGCCAGCCAGGCACCGGCGUCUUCAUAUACGCACCUAUGCCGUGCUGCCGUUCAAUGAGGAGUGCGGCCUGGUGGAGUGGCUGCCCAAUCUCUCGUCGUACCGCAGCAUCUGCAUGAGUCUGUAUGCUCAGCGGGGGCAGGUGAUGUCCAGCCGGAUGCUGCAUCAGCUGGCCGUGCCGCUGCACGAUCCGCUGGAGCGGAAGCGUGAGGUGUUCCUCAAGCAGCUGCUGCCCGCCCAUCCGCCGGUGUUCCAGGAGUGGCUGCGUCAACGCUUCGCCACCCUGCACAGCUGGUAUGAGGCCAGGAACACCUACAUACGCACCGUGGCUGUCAUGUCCAUGGUGGGUUAUAUCCUAGGCCUGGGCGAUCGGCAUGGCGAGAAUAUUUUGUUUGAUGAACGAAAUGGAGACGCUGUCCAUGUGGAUUUCAACUGCCUGUUCAAUCAGGGUGAACUGCUGGCCUAUCCGGAGGUGGUGCCCUUUCGGCUGACCCAGAACAUGAUCGCGGCCAUGGGUCCGCUGGGCGUGGAGGGCAGCUACCGGAAGUGCUGCGAGAUCACGCUGCGGCUGCUCAAGCAGGAGGCCAAGACCCUGAUGUCGAUGCUGCGGCCGUUCGUCUACGAUGUGGGAGCCCAGAUAAAGAAUGGGAGUGCCGCCGCCAAGAUUCACAACGAUGUACAGCUUAUAGCGGAUCGGCUGCAGGGGCAUGUCAAGCGUCGGGCCAACAGCAUUCCCUUGUCCACUGAGGGACAGGUGAACUUCCUUAUUAACGAGGCCACCAAAUUGGACAACUUGGCUGUCAUGUACAUUGGCUGGGGAGCGUUCCUUUAGACCUUAAUAUUCCCCAUCAAAAGAGAGUUUUUAAAUACUCAUUAAUUUACAUAAAUAUGCCUUUGUUUUUAUAU
Messenger RNA from Drosophila kikkawai, 7765 nucleotides. It is a transcript of the gene mei-41, whose product is annotated as meiotic 41. Gene Ontology annotation, biological process: telomere maintenance; DNA damage checkpoint signaling; protein phosphorylation. Lineage: Eukaryota; Metazoa; Arthropoda; Insecta; Diptera; Drosophilidae. Gene Ontology annotation, cellular component: nucleus. The record is from RefSeq and is a predicted model, not a curated record. Gene Ontology annotation, molecular function: protein binding; protein serine/threonine kinase activity.